AUGUCCCGCGGUCGCGAACACGGAACGAAGGUUUACAUUGGGGACCUUCCCCGGGAGGCGUCCGAGCGCGAAAUAGAACGCAUUUUUCGCGAUUACGGGCGUCUAAGAAAUGUUUGGGUAGCUCGCAACCCCCCAGGAUUCGCAUUUGUGGAAUUUGAAGAUCUCGCUGACGCUCAGGAUGCGGUUCGUGAGCUCGAUGGAACGUUAAUGUGCGGUGUCCGUGCGCGAGUGGAAAUCAGCAGCGGGAAGUCGCGGCAGAAACCUUGGCUUCGGGGCGGUGCUCGUGACGGUGGUCGCGAUGGCUAUGCUGGCCGAAGAGCAAAGCCCUUCGAUCCUUCGGACCGUUGUUACGAAUGUGGUGAACGCGGACACUAUGCUUAUGACUGUCGUCGUCGUAAUGGUGGCGGUCCCGGAUUCGGCAGGCCUGGUCCGCGUCGUGGAAGAUCGAGUUGUGGUUCCGGAGCCUUGGGUGUACACGGGUGA
Molecule: messenger RNA, 483 nt
Organism: Echinostoma caproni
Lineage: Eukaryota; Metazoa; Platyhelminthes; Trematoda; Plagiorchiida; Echinostomatidae
Source: the annotation of a GenBank genome assembly